Diaporthe citri is the source of this 1068-nucleotide messenger RNA. RefSeq lists its product as uncharacterized. The coding region runs from base 1 to 1068 and encodes 355 amino acids. The transcript has 3 exons. Lineage: Eukaryota; Fungi; Ascomycota; Sordariomycetes; Diaporthales; Diaporthaceae. The record is from RefSeq and is a predicted model, not a curated record.
AUGCCAUCAAUACUGAAGACCGUCACCGCAGCAUUGCUGCUUGCCACUUCCUCACUGGCACUGGUGGCCCGCAGCCCUCAACACCUGGACCUCAGGGAGCUCGGGCUACCGGAAAGGCGGGCUGAUCCGAGUCUGACGGGCUACCUUGGUGCCUUCUUCCUCGGUGACGAGCCGGAUGUUUAUUUCUAUCUCAGCAAUGGAAACGAUGCGAUCUCGUUCAAGGCGCUCAACGGUGGCAAAGCGGUGAUCGUGCCCAGCGCAGGCACCGGUGGUGUCCGUGACCCCGCGAUAGUUCCUGGCGGUGGCGCUGAGGCCGGAAAGAAGUGGUACAUCGUCGGUACGGAUCUAGACAUCGGCAAGACGAGUUGGGACGCGGCGCAGAGGACCGGCUCGAGGGGGAUCUUCGUAUGGGAGAGCACCGACCUGAUCAACUGGAAGAACGAGAGGCUGGUUCAGGUCGAGGACAAGACUGCCGGCAUGGUCUGGGCUCCGGAGGCUCUCUGGGAUGCCAACAAGGGCCAGUACCUGGUCCAUUGGGCUUCUAAAUUCUAUGCGGCCUCUGACACCGCCCACACCGGCACCCCAUCGAAUAUCAAGAUCCGCUUUGCCUACACCAGCGACUUCAAGACCUUCAGCGCACCAGCAACCUACAUCGACUACGCCCCCACCAACAUAAUCGACCUGAACAUCCUGCCCUACGGCAGCAGCGACACGAACGCCUACCUCCGCUUCCUCAAGGACGAGACGCUCAAGAACGUCUUCGUAGAGUACUCAACAACCGGCCUGAACGGAACCUGGACGCGGCCCGGCGGCAGCGGCGCCUACAUCCGCGCGCAGACCGAAGGGCCCGCGGCGUACUGGGACAACAAGGCCGCGGGCAAGGUGAACCUGCUGGUCGACUACUACGGCGGCAACGGCUAUGCACCCGUUACGACGACGAACCCCCGGAGCAACAGCGGCUGGGCGAACGCCAGCACGGCCGACUUCCCCGGGGGGCUGAGGCACGGCAGCGUGCUGCCCAUCACUGCGGCGCAGUAUGGUGCUCUCAGCGCUGCGAAGUGGGCGUAG